AUUGGUGUAAAACCAUGAUUAACAUGACGGGCUGGCAGAAUGCCAGUACAAUGGUUUGGGCCAGGGCAGACUUGUUUUGGUAUUGUGGAGAUAGGACCUUGCACACGUACCUGCCACCAGACUGGUCAGGAACCUGUGCAAUGGUCCGCUUAGGGUUACCACUACUCCUCCUGGGACCACGUCGUAGUGGUUUCACCAAAAAACGGACGAGUAGAGAUGCAUUUGACCUCACCUCAGGCUCAACCACCUACGUGGAUGCCAUUGGCGUGCCCCGGGGAGUACCGAAUGAAUAUAAAUUGGCUAGUCAAAUAGCAGCAGGGUUUGAGAAUCUCCCCCUGAUUAGUGCCUUAUUUCCAGUUACCCCAAACAAGAACGUUGAUCGUAUAAAUUACAUCCAUUACAAUGUACUUCGCUUGGCAAAUAAGACCCGGGAUGCAGUAGCAGGUCUCUCAGAACAGCUGGCAGCCACCUCAUUGAUGACAGUACAGAAUAGAAUGGCAUUGGACAUGUUAUUAGCAGAAAAGGGAGGGGUCUGCUCCAUGUUUGGAGAUCAGUGCUGUACUUUCAUCCCAAACAACACUGCACCGGAUGGCUCUGUAACCAGAGCUCUGGAAGGAUUGAGAACCUUAUCCUCAGAAAUGCAUGAACACUCAGGCAUCGAUAACCCUUUGGAAAGCAUCUUGGAAUCAUGGUUUGGUAAAUGGAGGGGAUUGAUUGUGUCUGUAUUAGUGUCCCUAGUAAGUGUAAUGGGAAUGUUGAUUUUAUGUGGAUGUUGUUGUAUUCCCUGUCUAAGAUCUUUGUGUAACAGAUUGAUUGUCACCGCAAUUGAAGGAAAGGUUCCUCCUCCUUACCAGAUGCCACAGUUGGAGAUGGAAGUGAUGGCGUUGGUGGCGGGGGAAGGAUAUCGGUUUGAGGAUGAGGAUGAAAUAUGAAUAUGUUUCGUGGUCUCAUGUUUAUGAGACCAAAAGGGGGAAUUGUAGAUAUAUGCUAUGAAUUGGCCACUGCUAAAAUAUCACAUAAGGGGAUUAAUUACUUUGUUGUUUGUUUCAUAUAAAUAUGUGGUCCUAUGUGUAACAAUCUGAAAGCAGUAAGCUUGUUGUGUAAUAAGAAUGCAUGAAGACAGUUUACCCUGAAGUGUAAUUAAAUAGGUAGAUUCUGGAUGUUGACACGUCCCACUUGCAUAGGUUAAAGGUUUAUUAUUAACAGGAGAGCGGGGUCAAACAUUCAGUCAGAGCCCUGACCAUCCUUUGUUAAACAAUGCAGAACUAACCAUAAAACCCCCACAGGAGGUCUGGUGAUUGUGUAGUUCCAGAAGAAGGGGGUCACAUGGAAGUCACUAUUGCGCCUGUUUAAGGAGGUCACAGGAAGAUCACAUAUCCUGGACUGUGAGAAGAUGGAGGAUGGAGUCAGAUCAACAGCCAAUCAGGAGACGACAGCACCUCACACAUUAUAUCUGAUUGUAUUUUUGUAUAAAAGGGGUCAGGGAAAGGAGAGCCGUCAGACUUCAUGAACUGACACACACUGUUGUUCAUCAGGGACAGGAAGAUCUCGACCCAGAGCUCUGUAUGUUUUAUUCAUUUACUGCUAAAUAAAAUAGCC
Molecule: messenger RNA, 1599 nt
Organism: Scomber scombrus (Atlantic mackerel)
Lineage: Eukaryota; Metazoa; Chordata; Actinopteri; Scombriformes; Scombridae
Product: syncytin-A-like
Exons: 2
Coding region: 15-932 (305 amino acids)
Source: RefSeq, a predicted model, not a curated record